Molecule: messenger RNA, 4035 nt
Organism: Apodemus sylvaticus (European woodmouse)
Lineage: Eukaryota; Metazoa; Chordata; Mammalia; Rodentia; Muridae
Gene: Fam78a
Product: family with sequence similarity 78 member A
Exons: 2
Coding region: 803-1654 (283 amino acids)
Source: RefSeq, a predicted model, not a curated record
AGCCCGCGCCCGGCGCACACGCAUCGCCGCGCCCUCGAGUCCCCCCCGCAGUAAAGUUCGGCUCAACUUUGACGCCCCGUGCCUUCCACCUCUCUGCAGGUCCUCGGCGGCCGAGGCGAAGCAGGCGGCGGCGGACACCCGAGAGCAGCCUCGGAGCUCUGCGCGGCAGUCGGCGGCUACAGCGACAGUGGCAAAGGGGCGCGCGAGUGGGCGCCGGAGGGGACCCGGCGAGCACCGAGCCCGGAGCUCCCCUCUUGGAACCGCGGGUGGGUGCCGGCCUCACAGGACGCGGGUCCUCCGCCGCUUGAACGGGAGCUCACGCUGCAAUUGAUUGGGCCCCGCCGGGCGGGCGCGUGUGUCCCAGGGAGCCGGUGCGGAAGGCAGAAGGGCAGGAAGUCGGCGUUCUGCAGCGAGGGUGGCGCGACCGCGCGGGGACCGAGCCUUCCUUAUUUAUGUGCCUGCCAGAGCCCUUCUGCUUCCUCCGAAGACUUCAGGGAGAGUGUCCGAGCUGCCAUCCCCAAGUGUGAGGACGCAGCGCUGGAUGUCAGAACAACAUGCUUAUCCAUUAAACUCCAAACUUUUCUUUUUUUAAACCCAAAGAAUAUCGGUGGCUUUUGCCCACUGCUAGAAGAGGGAGCCCAGGGCUCUUGAGAUGCAGCAGAAUCCGUAUUUAUAACAGGGCCCGUUAGUGCUAUGCAAGGCCCCUCCACUCCUUAAGUCCUCUAGCCUAUGGGUCUCGGUUUUUGAGUUUUGAGAUUAGAUUGCGCGCUCGGCACUGGGUCCUGCAACCUCCAUCCUUUCAAUGCCCUGUUAUUUUUGGGACUGCUGGCCUUCCCUGGAGAUUAGAGCGGUCCUGUGUGCCAUGGGCUGUAUUCAGAGCAUCGGAGGCAAAGCCAGAGUCUUCCGGGAAGGGAUUACCGUGAUUGAUGUGAAAGCCUCCAUCGACCCCAUCCCCACCAGCAUCGACGAGUCCUCCAGCGUGGUACUGCGCUACCGGACACCCCACUUCCGGGCCUCAGCCCAAGUGGUCAUGCCGCCCAUCCCCAAGAAGGAGACCUGGAUUGUUGGUUGGAUUCAGGCGUGCAGCCAUAUGGAGUUUUACAACCAGUACGGGGAGCAGGGCAUGUCUAGCUGGGAGCUCCCCGAUCUUCAGGAGGGAAAGAUCGAGGCCAUCAGUGACUCUGACGGGGUGAAUUACCCCUGGUACGGCAAUACCACGGAGACCUGCACAAUUGUGGGGCCCACCAAGAGAGACUCCAAGUUCAUCAUCAGCAUGAACGAUAACUUUUACCCCAGCGUCACGUGGGCCGUGCCCGUCAGCGAGAGCAACGUGGCCAAACUGACCAACAUCUACCGGGACCAGAGCUUCACCACGUGGCUGGUGGCUACCAACACCUCCACCAACGACAUGAUCAUCCUGCAGACCCUGCACUGGCGGAUGCAACUCAGCAUCGAGGUGAAUCCCAACCGGCCCCUGGGCCAGCGCGCCAGGCUGCGGGAGCCCAUUGCUCAGGACCAACCUAAAAUCCUAAGCAAGAAUGAGCCCAUCCCGCCCAGCGCCCUGGUCAAGCCCAAUGCCAACGAUGCUCAGGUCCUCAUGUGGAGGCCCAAGUACGGGCAGCCACUGGUGGUGAUCCCACCCAAGCACCGGUAACAGCCAGGCUGCUGCGAGGUGAGACUCAACGUAACAAUAUUACUACUCAGAAGGAAACCCAGAUGCCCUGUCCGGUCAUUCAGAAAAAUACAACCAUUCUACCUUCUCUGGGGGCGGAUCUCACUGUGCUAAUACCGGCUGACCCCCUGUCUCUUCCACGUGCUUCCCUGCAGGGAGGGGGGCCCACCCACCCCAACCCCAGGGCUCCUCUCCUCCCCUCACAACCUCAGUGUUCAUUGCAGCCGAUUCUCUGAAACACCGCUUUUUAUUUUUAUUUUCCCCUCUUUGUGGAUUCAAAGGCAGGGGAGGAGGCUGAUUGUCAGGGGACCCAGCCUGCCCUUCCUGCCUGCCCUCUGCCUGCCCUCUGCCAUGCGGCCUUAUGUAGACUUGCUUUGCCAAACUUUUGCCUUAAGCUGAAUUUAAAGGAGAGAAAGAAAUGGAAAGGUCACGGAUCUGUGCCCUACAGGACUUGUCCCCCUCCUGUCAGAGCUGGGAAGAGCGGAGGCCCACCUGGGCCCCGUCCCUCCUCCUGGGGGUCUGGGUGAGGGACAAGAGUGGGAUCUCAGGUCUAAAACCAGCUGUUUUAUUCUGUUGUUUGAGAGGAAUCAAAACCACAGACUCUGCCUAGAACUUCUAUUCCACCCCAGUAGAAUCCCUCCCCAGUACCCGGGUGCCAGGGGUGCGCACUAAGCAGGGCAUAGAGCCUUGAUCCCCCCUCUCCUCAGUAGCCUUAACUUGCCUGGUGGAGGUAUUCUGGGAGAAGAAAUGGGGAGUUCCCAAAGUGUUGGGUUGGGGCUAGGGAACUUUUUCACCUCUGCUGUCUCUAGCACCCGGCCCUAGGAAUGUGUCUUUUCCUCUUCCCUUCACCUUGGUCCCAAACACCUGGCAGGGUUGGGGUGGUGGCAUUGCCACUGAGUCUGGACAGUCCCAGCUGUCUGAAGGCAAAGAAGGUGUUCCCCUUCCUCCUGGCCAGCACCGUCACACUUGAAUCUGGGGUCCCAGCACCCAGGGGUGCCCAUACGCUAGCAUACUGUAAAGAAGUCACACCUGGGCUUCUGGGUCAUUCUCAGGGGAAGCAGCUCCCAGACUCUCUGGGGUGGGCUGCAGAGAGGCUCUAAACACCAGCUGGAGGGUGCCUGGGCCCUUCCCCUCCCCUCCCCAACAUAGGUGCUCAGGGGUGGGGGGUGGGGGGUGGGGGUGGAGGUCUGGGGAGCAGUCGGCUGACUCACUUGGGAGGUAGCAGGCCAUUGUGACACUGGCUUGCCACAUGGUAGACAGUCUUGGCAUCUACCUUCUGGAGCCAUAGAACUUGUCCUUGAGUGAUGCCAAGGUUUCUAGAAAUGUCUGUUUUGAGCUGCUUGAGGGACACUCCUGUGAGUGUGCUAACAGCUGCGUCCCUGGAUUCGAACCAAUCAUAAGCACAGAAAACUGUUAUCACAAGAAAGAGAAUGUUUUUGCUGCUGCUGAGCCAUUUGUGGGGGGCCUUGGAAACAAUGUGGUGUUUCGUGUGCAGCUAGAUCCUAGCUCUGAUUCUACGCUUGGGAUGCUUGUCCUUCUGGGGUACUUAAUGUCUGGUCAUUCUCAGCCACUAGGGCUAGGGCCUGCAGUCACCUGGAGCACACCGAGCAGGGCGUGCCCAUGGCACGGUUGCUGGAAGCCACUUGUCAGGGCUGGACCUUCCUGGAGCCUUCCUUUUCUCUGUGUGGAGGCUGUGGCCUUAGCUGGGAGAGCUGUGAUGUCUCAGCCCCACACUAGAUCAGGGCUGGCUGCUGACCCGAAAGGCCUUCUCUGGGUUCAGGACUUCCUUGCCCUGAAGGAAAGAGACAGCCCUGGGGAGGGUGGGAGGCGAUUCCUCAUCCUGGGCUGAGUGCUCUCUAAGGGUUUUGUGGGGCUAAGGGCUGGGAAUCACAGUAGGGGUGGCCUGAACUGCUCUGGACAUGGGGACCCCCAAACCCACAUUUCUUGAGCUCCUUCCCCACUGCAUGCCUGGCUUUGCCCACCUGGCUUCCCUGGCCCCCUUUCCUCUCUACCCUCCUGCCUGGCAGAAGACAGGGCUAGGGAGGACCCCGGAGAGGCUGUGUGGGUCUGGGCGAGAACACCCAGCUUCUCUUGGGCGUGUCCCUUCAGUCCAUUGCCUCGUGUUGUCGACAGACCCAGGCUUUCCUCUACCGCUGCCCUUCACACCCGUGCCCACCCAGGCGUGGGCACUCACUGUUUCUAGCAAUAAGCACCAACUGUCCUCGGUUGUGGACAGUACUGUGAACGCGAACCCAUGCGUGCACUUACCAGCAGGCGCGAGACUCUUGAAGACAAUGUCGAAUAAACCUUUUUUUAAGAUUAAAAUAAAAGCUAUAAAGAGAAAUAAAAUUAAUUUUAAAGCA